Messenger RNA from Dictyostelium purpureum, 1662 nucleotides. RefSeq lists its product as uncharacterized. The transcript is spliced from 2 exons. Bases 1 to 1662 code for a protein of 553 amino acids. NCBI's taxonomy places the organism in Eukaryota, Evosea, Eumycetozoa, Dictyosteliales, Dictyosteliaceae. The record is from RefSeq and is a predicted model, not a curated record.
AUGGCUACAGUAAAUAAUAAUAAAAGAAAUUCCCCAUUUAAAAGAAGGCCUGCAACAUUCAUGGUUAGUUCAGUUCCUAAGGUUGCAUUUAAUUUUAAAAAGAGAAAAGAUAUAAAUAAAUUGGAAGUAAACAAUGAAACUCCAAUAACAACAGCAAUAUUAGAAAUAACGAAUAAUAAUAAUAAUAAUAAUAAUAUUAAUAAUAUUAAUAAGGAAACACCCUCCUCACCAACACUAAACCAGCUUAAAGAUCUUUCAAUUAAUGAUACCUGUACAGAUUCACCAAAAUCAUUAGAGGAAACAACAUCUAUAUCAGCAUCGACAUCAACACCAACAACAAUACUGGCCUCAGCAUCAAUAGAGGCAAAAACCAAUUUAAAUGAAUUAUCACAAGGCUCAAAUCUAGUAUCAUCAAUUUCAACAUUACAUUUAUCAAAUGAAAGUGAUAAGCUGCUUAAAACACCAUCAUCAGCAAAUAGUAGUGGUAAUGGUAAAACACCAAAAACAAUUAAAAGAGUUAAAUAUGCCGAUGAGGUUAAUCAAGAUUCAAACAAUGAAAAGAAUCAACUUGUAAAUAUAUAUCAUAUUAAUAAUAACGAAGAUCAAAAUGAAAUCAGGGAUAGUAACAAUUACAACAAUAAUGGUAACAAUAACAACCAUGACAAUAAUAAUAACAAUGAAUCAAUACCAAGAACACCAAGUAAAAAUCCAGAAAAAAUUCCAACAUCGAGAGAAUCAACACAAAGAAUUGCAAUUUUAAAAAAUAUAUUAUUAGAAAAAUUAAAAAACACACCACCACAUCUUAAAAAACAUGUUAGAGAAAUCAAUAAGCUAUUUUUACUUCAAGUUGCCAAAAUACCAAUACCAAAGCAAGAUCAACAACAAGCAAUAACAAAAAGACAGAUUUUGGAACAGGAGCAAUUAUCAAUAAUAAAUAAAGCAAAAAAUAAUUUUAAUAAUAAUAGUACAGUUGAUGAUAGUUUAAAUAGUAGUAAUGGCAAUAAUCCGAAUAGUGAUGUCAAUAAUAGUAAUAAUAAAAUUUCCAUACCACCCAAUAUUGGCAAUUUAAAAAAUUUAGAACUUUUAAUUAGAAUCGAUACAUUAAAAAAUUUAAUAGAAAAAUGGUCAAAUGAAGAAAAGCAUUGGAAAACACUAUUAAAAGAAUAUUCAUCAAGUGGCAAGGAGGGCAUAAUACUGCAAACACCAUCCAGAACUAAGCUAGCAGCAACUUCAAAUGUACACUCAUCACAUAAAAAACAAAUAACAACAAAUAAAUCAAAAAAUAAUCAAAAAGAUAAUACCAAUAAUACCAAUAAUGGUUUAAUGGUUUUGAAUAAUACAAAUGAUAUAAAUAAUAUCAAUGCUAAUAAUAAUAGCAAUAACACGACAGGUCUAAAUGAUGUUAGAAUGAAACAAAUCACAGAUAAUAUUUCAAAACUUUCGAUUCAGUUAGAUGAAUUUUUACCAAAAUUAAAACAAAUUCAAAAGAAUUCAUUAGAAAUAGAAAAGUUUUAUGACGAAACAUCAUUACAUUAUCAAAAGCAAUCAUUUAAAAAUUUAAAAGAUGUAGAAAACCCCAAAAAGCUUAUCAAAAAUUUACUUUCAAAUCCUAUUCAAUUAUCAAAUACAUUGCCACAUAAUAAUAGUAUUAAUAAUGAAUAA